AUGUCAGUUUCCUUGGUCUACAGUUACCUUGUGGAUCGAGGAAACCUUGUGCUGUUUCAGGAGGAGCUGAAUGGAAACCUCAAAAUGCUAUCCAUGAAGGAGGCGUAUGAAUUAAUGGUGAAUGUGGGCAUCAGCAUGGCCAGAUACCAGGUGUAUGCUCAUUUAAAGAGGAAUGGGUACAUCGUACGCAGGUUCCCUUCAGUGUGGAAGCUGUCUGACACAGACGACCCAUCAAUUGUAUGGGAGGGGUGGUCGAGAGGGCGCUCAGACAUUCGUUCAGAGAUGGAGGAGCCCAAAACUGAAGUGCACUUGGAGGCCACUGAGUCAGAAGCUGAGGGUGGAUGUUCUGAUACUGUGGCAUGCAGCCAUGAAGAAGAGCAGCACGACUCGCGGGAGCAGGGCUUGGAUGACACCAUCGGCACCAGAGCACAUGAUUACCACUCCCCUCUGGUGGGCUGUUCGCAUUGCCCUGUUGACACAGCGGCCAGCCCUGCUGGCAACCCGCCUCCCAAAAGACAUGCACUCCCAUUCCCCAGGAUUGCCCACAAUAGCGACUCAAGUCCUCCACUUACAUCGCAGUUGGUUUUUGAUGUAUUCAAGCCGAAUUCCAACUUCAAACGCCGGCAACCAGGCCUGCCCAUGCUUCGAGUGUGCAUGCCGUCUGGCAGGAAACUCCGGCUUCAAGACAUUGUUGCUGCAGAAGGGAGUUCUGAUGGUGUACAUGUGACUUACGCCAUAGUGGACAAUGGGGACAUAGUUUUCUUUGACAUAUAG
Ostreobium quekettii is the source of this 774-nucleotide messenger RNA. Lineage: Eukaryota; Viridiplantae; Chlorophyta; Ulvophyceae; Bryopsidales; Ostreobiaceae. The record is from the annotation of a GenBank genome assembly.